This is a messenger RNA of Daucus carota subsp. sativus, 2766 nucleotides long. Its product is annotated as protein tesmin/TSO1-like CXC 3. The record is from RefSeq and is a predicted model, not a curated record. Bases 252 to 2576 code for a protein of 774 amino acids. Gene Ontology annotation, molecular function: DNA-binding transcription factor activity. NCBI's taxonomy places the organism in Eukaryota, Viridiplantae, Streptophyta, Magnoliopsida, Apiales, Apiaceae. The transcript has 10 exons.
ACACACACUCACUUCACUGUGUGUAAAUGUAAGUAACUCUGUGUGACUGUGUCUAUAGUUCUUUACUUCUUUUAUCACUGUGUGUAAAAAAGUGUGUGUGUGUGUGUAGUGUGGGGCUUGAGGGGUUGCCCUCACCACGAGACAAUCCAUAUUCCAUUUAUUAUUCUCCCGCCUUGCCUCUUUUGUCUUGAAAAUAUAUACACACAGAUAGAUAGGGUCUUUGUGUGUGUGUUCUUGUGGGGUUGGUCUAGAUGGGUAAAGAUGGGGUGAAUUUAGAGAAAGAAGGUGAGGGGGUUGUGAUGGAUACUCCUGAGAGGAAGCAAUUCACUUCUCCUGUCUCUAAAAUUGAGGACUCACCUGUCUUUAACUACCUCAACAGCCUUUCUCCUAUCAAGCCAUUUAAGUCUAUCCAUAUUACUCAGACGUUCAACUCGCUUACUUUCUCAUCUCCUCCAUCUGUUUUUACAUCGCCUCAUGUCAGUUCUCAGAGGGAUUCUAGAUUUUUAAGGAGGCAUCAGUUCUCUGAUCCAUCAAAACCCGAUUUCUCUGGUAAUAGUGAAGAAAAAGUUGCUAAAAAUGAAGAAGCUACUGAAAAUGCUCAUAAUAGUGCGCAACAACAACAUUUUAAUCAAGGGAGCUUAGCUAGCGAAUCAUCCGCUGAGCCACUCUACGAUACAAGUGUUGUGGUGGAGCUUCCACAAAACUUAAAUGGUGAAUGUGUUAGCCCUGAUUGUGAUGGAACCUCUAAUUGUGGCAUGGGCAUCAGAUGUGUAUCAGAAUUGGGUGGCUCUUCUACAGAAGUCAUUCCAUAUGCUGAAAUUGGCUCAGGAAAAGAAAAUAUUGAGAGAGAAAUACAUCUAGAGGGGCCCAGCCAUAUCGAUGCAAAUAAAGAAGCUGCAGGAUGUGAUUGGGAUAACUUGUUUUCUGAUGAAGGUGACCUAUUACUGUUUGAUACACCUAAUGAUUCAAAGUCAUUAGUCGAUCCUGGUCAGAGAUCAUUAUUACCUGGAAUGAGUUUCUGUACCUCUCUGACUGAUAACAUGCAAAUUUCUGAAGCUGUGAAUGCUGUUGGUCUUGGCCCUGAUAACCAUUCUUCUCUCCUCGAAUGCGGUCAAAAUAUAAAAGCAGUUAUUGAUCAAGACAUCCCUGCUUCAGGAAGCCAGUCUGUAGCUGGUGACACAAGUGAGAAAGUGGACAAUGAGAUUGCAUCUAAUCUUCAACGUGGUAUGAGAAGACGCUGUCUGGUAUUUGAGAUGGUGGGUUCUCGCAGGAAGCGUUUAGAUGACGGUUCUAGUACUUCUGUGUUAUUGCAAUGUCACGAGAAUCCUGCUUCCAGUGACAAAUGUGUAGUUCCUCUACAGCCUGUAUCUAAUAUCCCAAGACGCAGACUACCAGGAAUUGGCUUGCACUUGAAUACUCUUGCGGCAACAUCAGUGGACCACAAAGUUGUGAAACAUGAAGCAUUGGUCCCUGGAGGACAACCAAUAAGUGUGUCUGGCUCGGCUGCUUAUAUCAAUUCGUCGAACAGUCAACAAAUUUUAGACAGUGCUUUGGUUAUGUACUCUUCUGAUAGAGACAUGUGUCCUAUUGGAGAUGGAACACCAAUGGCAGAAGAUGCUGCUCAAGGAUCAGGAUACAUGGUCAAUGAAAGUUUAAAUCACAAUAGCCCUAAAAAGAAGAGGCGUAAAUCGGACAGCGAUGGAGAAAGUGAUGCUUGUAAGCGUUGUAACUGUAAGAAAUCGAAGUGUUUAAAGCUUUACUGUGAAUGCUUCGCUGCUGGUGUCUACUGUGUGGAACCAUGUUCAUGCCAAGAAUGCUUCAACAAACCUAUAUAUGAAGAUACUGUCCUUGCAACACGAAAGCAGAUUGAAUCCCGGAAUCCGCUUGCUUUUGCUCCCAAAGUGAUCAGAAACUCUGAUUCUAUCAUUGAAAUUGGGGAGGAAACCAGCAAGACUCCUGCUUCAGCUAGGCAUAAAAGAGGAUGCAACUGCAAGAAAUCUGGUUGCCUAAAGAAAUAUUGUGAAUGCUAUCAGGGUGGUGUUGGAUGUUCCAUCAAUUGCAGAUGUGAAGGUUGCAAGAAUGCAUUUGGUAGAAAGGAUGGAACUGAAGUUGAACUAGGAGAAGAAGAAGAAGCCGAACACGAAAAUAACGCUGUCAAUAGAAGCUUACAGAUAAGUACAAUCCAGAAUGAUGCAGAGCAGAAUCCAAGUUUUGCAAUUCCUGCAACACCUUCACAGUUUGGCAGCCAAUCAAUUCAGCCCAUUUCCUCAAAGAGCAAGAGGCCACCGCGAUCUUCAUUUCUUUCCAUUGGAGGAUCUUCCUCUGCAAUAUAUGGUACCCCAGCAUUUGGAAAGCUGAAUCCUCUUCGCCCUUUAAGCAAGAUUCAAAAUGACCAGAAAGAUGAAAUACCAGAAAUACUCCAAAAAAAUGCUUCUCCAAACAGCAGGGUUAAGUUGUCUUCUCCAAACAGUAAGAGAGUUUCUCCACCUCACGGCAACAUUGGACAAUCCCAAGGACAAAGAAGCAGCCGUAAGUUGAUACUGCAAUCUAUUCCCUCAUUUCCUGCACUCCCCUAAACACUGAAAAUGUAGUUUUGUUCCAUGAACUUGAGAUGGAGUUUUGUUCUUUAAAACUUCUUUGUAGUUAUUGCUAUUUCUGUUUGUUCUUUGUCCAAAAUGUUAGCUAUGUCGUCAAAGGUAUGCAAUUCAAGCUUACUUAUGUGGAUGUAUAAUAAUAGUAAUCAAGAAAAUCUUUGUUUAUCAGUUA